Molecule: messenger RNA, 828 nt
Organism: Penicillium taxi
Lineage: Eukaryota; Fungi; Ascomycota; Eurotiomycetes; Eurotiales; Aspergillaceae
Gene: ssuA
Product: RNA polymerase II subunit A C-terminal domain phosphatase
Exons: 1
Coding region: 1-828 (275 amino acids)
Biological process (GO): termination of RNA polymerase II transcription
Cellular component (GO): mRNA cleavage and polyadenylation specificity factor complex; nucleus
Molecular function (GO): RNA polymerase II CTD heptapeptide repeat phosphatase activity
Source: RefSeq, a predicted model, not a curated record
AUGGCAUAUGACCCACGUCGUGUAAACACGGGGAGCACAACUCCCCAACCAACCACUCCUCCCCCUCCACAACCGGAGCCAAUCCCCGAAAUGGAAUCCCAGGAUACCCCCACAGACUCCUGGAAACUGAAGUUCUGCACGGUCUGCGCUUCCAACAACAACCGUUCAAUGGAAGCGCACCUGCGACUGUCCGCCGCCCCAUACCCCGUCAUCUCAUUUGGCACGGGUUCGCUAGUUCGACUCCCUGGCCCUUCCAUCACCCAGCCGAACGUGUACAGCUUUAACACUACCUCCUACAACCAGAUGUAUGAGGAGCUUCACGAAAAAGACGACCGGCUAUACCGCGGGAAUGGUAUCUUAAAUAUGCUGGACCGUAACCGAAACUUGAAGUGGGGCCCCGAGCGUUUCCAGGACUGGGUGCCGGGCAUGCCGCGUGUCGACCACGUUUCCAAGGGCGACAAGGGCGCCAUUGGUACGGAAGGUGGUGUCGUUGAUGUCAUCUUCACCUGCGAAGAGCGUUGCUGGGAUGCUGUCGUCGAUGACUUGAUGAACAAGGGCUCGCCGCUGAAUCGCCCUGUGCACGUCUUCAAUGUCGAUAUCAAGGAUAAUCAUGAAGAGGCUCUCGUUGGUGGAAGGGCUAUCCUCGAUCUUGCUAAUCGGCUUAAUGACGCUGCUGCUUCCCAACGGAAUCUGCAUGGCCCUGAUGGAUGGGAGAAUGGUGCUGGUGCGGCGCGCCAGGGAUUUGAUGAGAGAGUUCCUGAAAUUCUUGGCGAGUGGCAGGAGAGGCAUCCUAGUUUGCCGGCAUUAUGGACUCUGGCCUGGUUGUAA